UCCCGCGUAAGUAAACCGCCAUCUUGUAGCGCCUUGGAGGUGAAGAGCACCAGAUAUGUCCGACUACAGCAGCGUGGCUCCUCCGUCGUCUGGUGGCGGGAUGAAUGAUGCUUUUAAGGACGCGCUUCAGCGGGCGCGACAGACUUCCGGAGACGAGAGCAGCACAAGGCCACAGCAUAUCGCAGCGAAAAUAGGCGGCGAUGGAGUUGCAGCACCCCCAUCGGGGGAUUUCGGCUACGGGGGGCAGAAAAGGUCCUUGGAGGAUGCUGGUGGGUAUUUACCAAUGCCUAACCUGAAUAUCGACCAACCAGAGACGAAGAAAGUGGCAACCAAUGAUGCUUUUUCUGCCAUGGGAGGAAUGGGUGGCGCCUCAAGGGCAGUGUCCGAAGAGUACAAAGUUCCCGAUGGAAUGGUUGGCUUCAUUAUUGGAAGAGGCGGCGAACAAAUAUCACGUCUGCAGCAGGAGUCUGGAUGCAAAAUACAGAUCGCUCCUGGUACGUUUGGAUUUGAUCCAUUCACUGAAACUGAACAGUAUCUUGUUUUUACAUGUUCAAAUUACUGCUUUAUAGACAGUGGAGGGAUGCCUGAUAGGUCAGUGAACUUGACAGGACCACCAGAAUCCAUCCAGACGGCAAAGAGGUUGCUCCAGGAGAUUGUUGAGAAGGGACGGCCAUCCCCAGCAUUCCACCACAAUGACGGCCCAGGCAUGACAGUUCAGGAGAUUAUGGUCCCUUCCACUAAAGCCGGCCUGGUCAUUGGGAAGGGAGGCGAGACAAUCAAGAGCCUUCAGGAAAGAGCUGGAGUAAAGAUGGUCAUGAUCCAAGAUGGUCCCCAAAACACAGGCGCAGACAAACCCCUUCGUAUUUCGGGAGAGCCAUUCAAAGUUCAGCAAGCUAAAGAGAUGGUGAUGGAGCUGAUCAGAGACCAGGGCUUCAGAGAGCAGAGGGGCGAGUAUGGCUCCAGGGUCGGAGGUGGUGGAGGAGGAGGAGGCGGCGGUGGAGGAGGAGGAGGCGGUGGUGGCGGCGGGGGAGGAGGAGGAGGGGACGGCUUGGACGUUCCUGUUCCCCGGUUUGCAGUUGGAAUUGUCAUUGGUAGAAAUGGAGAGAUGAUCAAGAAAAUACAGAGUGAUACUGGGGUCAGGAUCCAGUUUAAACCAGAUGAUGGCAGUGCACCAGACAGGAUAGCACAGAUCAUGGGUCCUCCUGACCAGGCCCAACACGCAGCAGAAAUCAUUACCGACUUGCUGAGGAGCGUCCAGUCUGGAGGUGGUCCUGGUCACGGUGGCGGAAGAGGCCGUGGUCGUGGGCAGGGCAAUUGGAACAUGGGUCCCCCUGGUGGCCUGCAGGAGUUUACUUUUACCGUUCCAACCAUGAAGACUGGCCUCAUUAUUGGGAAAGGCGGUGAGACCAUUAAAGGCAUCAGCCAACAGUCCGGAGCAAGGAUUGAGCUGCAGAGGAACCCCCCUCCAAACUCUGAUCCGAACGUAAAAAUGUUUACAGUCAGAGGCUCCCCCCAGCAGAUCGACUAUGCCAGACAGCUGGUAGAAGAAAAAAUUGGGGGACCCGUCACUCCAAUGGGUGGCCCACAUGGUCCCCCUGGUCCACAUGGAGGUCCAGGUCCACAUGGUCCUCCUGGACCACCAGGACCCCCAGGAGCUCCCAUGGGCCCAUACAACCCUGGACCUUUCAACCAGGGACCCCCAGGACCACAUGGUCCCCCAGCACCUUACCAGCCUCAGGGGUGGGGCAAUGGUUACCCCCACUGGCAACAGGGACAGCCUGACCCAAGUUCAGACAAAGCAGCAGCUGAUGCCAAUGCUGCUGCGUGGGCUGCUUACUAUGCCCAGUAUGGACAACAACCGCAGGCUCCAAUGACCCCCACCAGCGGAGCACCAGGCGCUACUCAGUCCAAUGGUCAAGGUCAACAGCCUCAACAGCCUCAAGACUACACUAAAGCUUGGGAGGAGUACUAUAAGAAACAAGGUCAAGCUGCUCCUCAGGCAGCGGCGCCAGCCACUGCGGCACCGGCCGCCCAGGCCGGCGGCCAACCCGACUACAGCGCCGCCUGGGCUGAGUACUACCGGCAGCAGGCGGCCUAUUAUGGCACAGGCAACCCUCAGAACAUGGGUGCAGCGCCACAAGCCCCUCAGGACAUUACAGGGUUCCAGUGAGUGCCGAUCCAGCGUCGUUUAACCAAACCAUUCCUUUCUGAACAGGAUUUGCUGUUUAUUUUGGGAGUCUACUGUUUUCGCUGUUAACAUGCAAUGUAUCUUCUAUGUAUUUCUCCUGCACAGGGCCAGUAAUGUGAAGUGGACAUAAAGUAAAUGCUUCAUUGUCGAAAACAAAUCCUUUGUUAAAUGUUUGGAUGCAGACGCCUUGAUGAAGAUCUUAAAUUUCCUUGGUUUGAAAGUGUUUCACAUAGAUGGCAGAUUACCCGCCGAGCACAUUCUCCAUUUUGUUUUUCUUUUUCUUUUGUAAAUGCUUUGUUUUUAGUGAGUUAACUCUUCAUAUGGUCAUUCCAGCCCUGUAUCUACAUUAAAUGUGGUUAGAAGUCAUGUUUAUUAUUAAACUGUAGACAUUACCAUGUAAAUCAUCUCAGUUUUAAAAAAAAUGCUAUUGCCUGUUUUUGCAAUAAAACUAACUGAAACCUCCUGUGUGGGUAAGUUGGGAAGCAUCUUAGAGAAAAGGGGGUUAUAUUUCUUAUUUUAGGGGCGUGGCGCUAGAAUGGUUAAGCAGGCCGUGUGUGGGUUUCAAUGUGAUUGACACAAAGUGAUACUGUCCUGUUUCUCUCCAACUGUCUGUAAGACACUCCAUGGGUUCUUGUUGAUUCUCCUCUUACCCUUGCUGUUUGCUUCCAUGCUUUGACUUUAUGCUGUAGCCAGACAUCAGAACAGAAAGUGAUUUGUUACAUGAACUACUGCGCAGUGGCACGCUUUGUUGACAUGGUGGAAAUCGUAUGCACUGUUUGUUUUGCCCUUAUAUAGACACUUCCUCCCCCACAGGCAAGUGUAGACAAGUGGUAAGCAAGUAUUAUUAUUUUUAUGUCCAUUUGUUGCUCAGCGAAAAAACAUGUUGCCUAAUUAGUGUCCCUAUUUUGUGUGCACACUGUUCUUCUUCUAGGACAGUCAGGUACAUUUUGCCGCUGUAUGACAUUGAUGCAUUGAAACGUUUUGUCGACUGUAACCUAAUUACGCUUUCUCUGACAAAUGUUUUGAUAAAAAGAAUGCACAAAAGGAAUGAAUUUUGCUGUGCCACUGUUAGUCUAAUAUGAGAUCUGGAGGCUCGCAGUCUUCAUCCAAGUUGAGCCUUCCCGUCCUGUAAGUACAAAAUUAUUGAUGCUCGCAAAGUAUAUCAAUAUAUAAGUUUAUUUAAUGUCAAAUCUUGCCAUUUCCCUUUUUGUCUUGGGUAAGUAUCCAAUGUUCCAAAGCGCUGCGUGAGAAUUGACUCAAAUGGUCGAGACGUUGAAUUGAUCACUUUUGUGUCGGCCGGUUUUUUUGGUAGUGGUUCAUCGGUUGUUGACUUGACUGUCCUUUUUUAAAUCUCCCUGUGCCCCUUUUUUUUUUUUUUCUAUUUCGAACAUAGAUGUCACUCAGUGCGAAGAUGAAAUAUCACGGCAUAGCAUGUUUCUAGCCUUCUCUCUUUGCUAAUGUUCCAUUUGAGCAUGUGAUGUUAGUCAUGGACUUGUUCGGCACAAAUGAAAGUUGUUUUUAAGAUUGAAUGAUGACCAGAUCAGAACGUAAUCAUUUUGACUGCAAAUAUAUAUAUAUAUACACAUAUAUCUGAUCUUUGCAGUGUCCCCCUUCCUCAGAUCUUGCACCUUAGGUUCUGCUGCAGUAACCCAGGUAAGCAAAGCCUAAGGAGUCAUUAGUGUUUAAAUUUGAUCUAUGCAAAGAAAUGCUCACCUUUUCAUUGCUAACUGCAAGACCUGUACGACUUGUUACAUGACUUUGUGGACUUGACUUGAGCACAAACUUGUUGGUUUUGAGGAAAUGUUACAGUAGUCUGCAUUGUUUUUUUCCCCUCUUCUCUCACUGGGUGAAAUGAACAAAAGUGCAUGUCAUGUAAAGCUGAUGGUCAGGGUUGAUACAUGAUUUAUUGCUGAUUUUUGCCUUUUCCUGAAUCAAUUGUUCUGUGGUGGUUGUCAAGUGCAGUGCCGAUGUAUUAUUUAAAUGCCUUCACUUCUCGCUCACAGUGUUGGAGGACGCUGAAGCUUUAGGUGCUAGAAUCUGUCGUAGUUUGUCCCCCCUACGCACAAAAGGAGUCAAACCCUCUGCCGAGCGUAGGCCGGGCAAGAGCUCCAGUGCUAAGGUAAAAAAAAAACAUGAAAUUGAAAUUGAAUUGUUGUGACACUAAAGUGCAAGUCAGUCAUAUUUUCUGCUUGGGUUGUUUUUAAUAAUGCUAUGAGUGAACUGAGCUGUCUUGAUUGGUUGUCAUCAUGGUUGCAAUGCUUAAGAAAGUUGGAUGAGGACAGGAACUGAACUUAAAACAUGUUUUUUUGCUAAAUAUUAGGCUAGUAUUUUAAAAUGUCCCACUCAGGCUCUGCCUUUUUUAAAAACAAAAAAAAAACAACUUUCCUGAUGUGGGAGGGAAUGAGGGAUAAGAGAAAGCAUGCAUUGGGAAGUAAAAAAAAAAUCUUGUUUUGUGUAUAUUCACACUACUGUUGAUUCUUGUUCACUAAUAAAGGUGUGACAAAUAA
Molecule: messenger RNA, 4695 nt
Organism: Nerophis ophidion (straightnose pipefish)
Lineage: Eukaryota; Metazoa; Chordata; Actinopteri; Syngnathiformes; Syngnathidae
Gene: fubp1
Product: far upstream element (FUSE) binding protein 1
Exons: 19
Coding region: 56-2170 (704 amino acids)
Biological process (GO): regulation of DNA-templated transcription
Cellular component (GO): nucleus; cytoplasm
Molecular function (GO): mRNA binding
Source: RefSeq, a predicted model, not a curated record